Messenger RNA from Neoarius graeffei (lesser salmon catfish), 2257 nucleotides. RefSeq names its product ras homolog family member Gb (gene rhogb). Lineage: Eukaryota; Metazoa; Chordata; Actinopteri; Siluriformes; Ariidae. Bases 178 to 753 code for a protein of 191 amino acids. Gene Ontology annotation, biological process: regulation of cell shape; small GTPase-mediated signal transduction; regulation of actin cytoskeleton organization. Gene Ontology annotation, molecular function: GTPase activity; GTP binding; protein kinase binding. The transcript is spliced from 2 exons. The record is from RefSeq and is a predicted model, not a curated record. Gene Ontology annotation, cellular component: plasma membrane; cell cortex; cytoplasmic vesicle.
UCGGCGCGCGCUCACUUCCUACAUAGUUGAAUAAGUAGCUGAGAGAAGUGCGCGUGCUGCUUGCAGACGGAUCCGCUCGGUGCUCGCGCUGCUGGGAUUAACGAGCUGAAAGAAGCGGAGUAUGUUCGGAGAUUGCUGAAGUAGAUCCGGUAGAUCUGAGUGCUCCAUCCAUCCAGCAUGCAGAGCAUCAAGUGUGUGGUUGUGGGAGAUGGUGCAGUGGGGAAAACCUGCCUGCUCAUCUCUUACACCACUGGCGCUUUCCCCAAAGAGUACAUCCCCACUGUGUUCGACAACUACAGCUCUCAAGUGAGUGUGGACGGCCGGACAAUCAGCCUCAACCUGUGGGACACGGCGGGGCAAGAGGAAUACGACCGGCUGCGCACGCUGUCUUACCCCCAGACCAACGUGUUUGUCAUCUGCUUCUCCAUCUCCAGCCCACCCUCCUAUGAGAACGUCAAGCAUAAGUGGCAUCCUGAGGUGACGCACCACUGCCCCAACGUGCCUAUCCUCCUUGUGGGCACCAAGAGCGACCUGCGCAACGACCCUGAGGUGCAGAAGAAGCUGAAGGAUCAGAACCAGGCGCCCAUAACGGUGCAGCAGGGCCAAGCGCUCGCCCGCCACAUCCAUGCGGUCAAGUACAUGGAGUGCUCGGCGCUCAGCCAGGACGGCAUCAAGGACGUGUUCGCCGAGGCUGUUCGCGCUUUCCUCAACCCUCAGCCUGCUUCGCCCAAAAGACACUGCGUGCUCCUCUGAAAAUGAAAACCUGAGAAAUCUGCCGAGAGUUUGAUAAUAUUAUAAUAAGAAAUGUAUAAAGAGAAGAGAAUCAGUCUUUUGGAAACAGAUUGCAGUUGGAGUCAGGAGUCAGUUGGCUGGUGCUUGUUAUUUACAGGCUGUGAAAAUGGUAAUUAAUACUGUACACCACGGACAAACGGACAGGGAACGAGCACGUCAGUCAAAUUUGAAGGACGUUCAAAAGCGCGCUUUUUUGGGGGGGGGGCAUUCUUAAUCACAUAAUGAUAUUUUUGAGCACGGAGGACACAUGAUUGUGGAUUUUAUGACCUCUUCUUCAAAGGUUCAUGCCUCAUUUGAAAGAAAUUUACACAGUUUUCCCUUCACCACAAGUGUAGUAACGUCAUGGCAUGUCACGAUGACGAUUUCAUCUGACGAUUAAUCGUCUUUUGUUAACCUUCUACCACUCGUAAGAUUAGCAGCAGUGUAAUUAUGAACGUAUACAGCAAAGAUAUAUUUCUGACUAUAAAAAAUCCAGAAGGAAAACACAGCGCACGCACACAAAUAAAACUAUCAUUAAAUCCACAAAUGCACUAUAACAAUUAUGUGAAUAAUGAUGUACUAGUAUAUACUAAUGUACUAAAUCUUUUAUAUAUCGACAGCAUGUUUGUGCUAAAUCUACUAAAUAAUGUUAAUUAUGAAUAGUUUAAAUCUUAAUGCGUUUAACUGGGUGAUUUAAUGUAUGUGCAUUUAUAUCUCAAAUAAUCCUAAUUAGCAUGAAUAAUUAGUGAUUAUGAAGUUAGUAAGGUAUAAAACAGGACAUGGCAUGCUGUUGUAAUAAUGAAUGACGGGUUAAUUGCUUUCCUCUAACAGCAUGUCAUGAAAUGUCUUAUUCCUCUUAUACCAAGAGAUUUUUUUUUUUUUUAAUCAAAGAGCGACAUGUGAUACUUGCUAUUAUUAUAUACAUGCUUUCUCUCUCUGUUAAUAAGACGACACCUUUUAAGCUUGCCAUGUUACCGAGAACGCGGAAAGAGCUAACGCGUCUGUCCUGAAAUGUUUCCUGUGACAGAAACUGUAAAAUUAAAGCUUUACCUUUUGACGGUUUUAAAGUGCUGACACUGGAGACUCCUUCCAGAAAUACUAAAUAAACAUCUCCUUGAUUACACAUCUUAAAAAAAAAAAAAACAACAAAAACUACAUAGAUCGUCUGCUAUACAAGGCUGUGUAAGUUGAUACUAGAGAAAAUAUAGCAUUAAGAAUAGAAUUAAUUUAAUACAAACCUUAUUAAACAAAAUUAAUCAACACCUUCUGACCAAUCAGAAUUGAGCAUUCAGUAUUAGAUACGGUUAAACAGGGAUUUAUUCUAUACACAUUUGCUGGAUAUGAGCAGUCACAUGCUGUGAUUGGCUACUCUGCUACUAGGCUAUCAGUUCAUAUACCGUGAAUAGAGAAAACCAAAAUGGCGGUGCACGUUGCUGAAGCAACCGAGUACAAAAUAAAAACUCUACUCGGGGAAAACCCCCCCCCC